This is a messenger RNA of Chaetomium fimeti, 1126 nucleotides long. RefSeq lists its product as uncharacterized. Gene Ontology annotation, cellular component: endoplasmic reticulum. Lineage: Eukaryota; Fungi; Ascomycota; Sordariomycetes; Sordariales; Chaetomiaceae. The record is from RefSeq and is a predicted model, not a curated record. Gene Ontology annotation, biological process: peptidyl-proline hydroxylation to 4-hydroxy-L-proline. The transcript has a single exon. The coding region runs from base 146 to 1090 and encodes 314 amino acids. Gene Ontology annotation, molecular function: procollagen-proline 4-dioxygenase activity; iron ion binding; L-ascorbic acid binding.
CAGUCCCAAGACCUCCUCCCUGUUUCCCCCUCCAUCUUGGCCGUAACGAUUCUGCAUCUUGGAUGAUGCACGCCGCGAAGCUUGUUUCUCGUCACGGAAAUCUGGCGGAUCAGGAACAGCUCUUGGGAACCAGUGAGCUCCCAACAUGACAGCGACAAGCAUCGCCAAGUCGGCUGGCUUCUGGGCAGGUGGGCUUCUUCUUGGCCUGGGCAUACCGUAUCUCCCGAACCUCUCGUCUCCUCGGCUCGCGUCCUUGGUCGGCGACUUCCCCAUCCCAGACUACCCCUUCGCCUUUCCGUUUUUCAAAGAUCAAACAACGGCCGCGGCCUCACCUCCCGAGAACGCACCAUUCGUAUGCGACACUUCCCACACCUACCGAACCGAGCUGGUCUCGCUGGACCCCCUAAUCAUCUACAUCCACAACAUCAUCACGCCGAUCGAGAUCGCCUCCCUCCUCGAGACCGCGGAGCCGAAGUUCGCCCCGUCCCAGGUAACCAAAGGCGGGCGGAAGCAGCACACAUCGGACCGGACCUCGAGCUCGGCCGGCCUGCCGCGCGACGACCCGGCCGUGCGGUGCGUGCUCGACCGCGCGCGCACCUUCCUGGGCACCAUGAUGCGGGACGGGUGGGACGAGAUGGGCCCGCCGCAGCUGGUCCGCUACAGCGAGGGCCAGAAGUUCAACGUCCACCACGACUGGUACGAGUACCCGCAGUGGGCGCCCGACGGCAGCACCCGCAAGUGGAACCGCGUCGCGAGCUUCUUCGCCAUCCUGGAGGACAAUUGCACGGGCGGGGAGACGCAUUUCCCCUAUGCGCAGCCCAUAACGACCCCGAGUCCGAAGGGUGAGAUUAUGUGGCGGGGUGGGGUGGCUCAAACGGAGGGGGAGGAGGAGGAGGUCCGGCCGCUGUGGAGGGAACACGAGGAUGGGGGGUUGGCGUUCAGACCGGUUGCUGGGAACGCGGUUUUCUGGGUGAACCUGCAUGCGAACGAGACCGGGGACCCGCGGACGAAGCAUGCUGGUCUACCAUUGGAAUCAGGGCGAAAGACGGCUAUGAAUAUCUGGCCAAGGCGGUACUACUCAACCGACUAAGGAUAGAUACAAUGAGGAUGCAAAUACAGCGCGAGC